GGCGAGGGGCGCCGGGAGCAGGCGUGUGGGACUCCAGACCGGAGAGCCGGAGGCUGCGCCUUCCCUGCACCGGGACCUUCACGACACACCAGAUCCUCGCGCCCCUGCCCCGUGCGAGCUCCCACGAUGACCACCACCCUCGUGUCUGCCACCAUCUUCGACUUGAGCGAAGUUUUAUGCAAGGGUAACAAGAUGCUCAACUACAGUACUCCCAGUGCAGGUGGCUGCCUGCUGGACAGGAAGGCAGUGGGUACCCCUGCUGGUGGAGGCUUCCCUSGGAGGCACUCUGUCACCCUGCCCAGCUCCAAGUUCCACCAGAACCAGCUCCUCAGCAGCCUCAAGGGUGAGCCAGCUCCGGCUCUGAGCUCUCGGGACAGCCGCUUCCGAGAUCGCUCUUUCUCCGAAGGGGGUGAGCGGCUGCUGCCCACCCAGAAGCAGCCCGGGAGUGGCCAGGUCAACUCCAGCCGCUACAAGACGGAGCUGUGCCGCCCCUUUGAGGAGAACGGUGCCUGUAAGUACGGGGACAAAUGCCAGUUCGCCCACGGCAUCCACGAGCUCCGCAGCCUGACCCGCCAUCCCAAGUACAAGACUGAGCUGUGCUGCACCUUCCAUACCAUCGGCUUUUGCCCCUAUGGCCCCCGCUGCCACUUCAUCCACAACGCCGAGGAGCGCCGCGCCCUGGCCGGGGCCCGGGACCUCUCCGCUGACCGUCCCCGCCUUCAGCAUAGCUUUAGCUUUGCUGGGUUUCCCAGUGCCGCUGCCACCGCCGCUGCCACCGCCGCUGCCACGGGGCUGCUGGACAGCCCCACGUCCAUCACCCCACCCCCCAUCCUGAGCGCCGAUGACCUCCUGGGCUCACCUACCCUGCCCGAUGGCACCAAUAACCCCUUUGCCUUUUCCAGCCAGGAGCUGGCCAGCCUCUUUGCCCCUAGUAUGGGGCUACCUGGGGGUGGCUCCCCCACCACCUUCCUCUUCCGGCCCAUGUCUGAGUCCCCUCACAUGUUUGACUCUCCCCCCAGCCCUCAGGAUUCUCUCUSGGACCAGGAGGGCUACCUGAGCAGCUCCAGCAGCAGCCACAGUGGCUCAGACUCCCCCACCUUGGACAACUCAAGACGCCUGCCCAUUUUCAGCAGACUUUCCAUCUCAGAUGACUAAACCAGGGUAGGGAGGGACCCCUCUGCCUCCACUCCCCUCUCCCCACACCCACACCCCAAUACCCUCACCUCCCUAUCCACCYCAUUCCCCACAACCCCUACAUUAACAAGGUUAAGCUCAACCCCUUCCCCCAGAACCUUGGAAUGCUCCCCCCUCCCUCUUUUUACCCUCCUAACAUAAGGACAAGUCAAUUUGUCAGUAGCUUCCUCUGGCUUGAAACCCCUCCCUUAAUUUUACUGCCCACUCACCACGCAUAACAGACAAGUCCCAUAUUUGUCAGUAGAUGCCUUUUUUUUUUUUUCUUCCGGCUUAAGCCUUAAGUGCCAAAUCACAAAAGAAAAAGCAGUAACAGUUUACAGAAGCAACUUAGUGCCUUGUUAUCUAACUUUGUCACUGUGACUACAUUACCUCUUCAGCGCCAGGGGGCACCCGUGGGCCUCCCUGAGCCUCUGCCCAUGGGAGGGGGAGGRGGGAGACCCAGAACCASCHGCUCCCCCCACUGGCRACACAACUGCACYUUCCCUUCCUUCAGUCUCCYACACACUUCCUCCUCUUCCGGUAGAGAGUUGCCCCCUCCCUUAGGAGAAUUGUUGCUGGACUUGGGUUUUUGGGGAAAC
Molecule: messenger RNA, 1772 nt
Organism: Urocitellus parryii (Arctic ground squirrel)
Lineage: Eukaryota; Metazoa; Chordata; Mammalia; Rodentia; Sciuridae
Gene: Zfp36l1
Product: ZFP36 like 1 zinc finger CCCH-type
Molecular function (GO): metal ion binding; mRNA binding
Source: RefSeq, a predicted model, not a curated record